Molecule: messenger RNA, 1470 nt
Organism: Saimiri boliviensis boliviensis (Bolivian squirrel monkey)
Lineage: Eukaryota; Metazoa; Chordata; Mammalia; Primates; Cebidae
Source: RefSeq, a predicted model, not a curated record
AUGGCGACGGGAACACCGGCCUGCGUCUCCGCGCGCCUCAGGGAGGAGGAUGGCGGCGGAUGGUGCCGAUGCGGCAGGGCCGGAGGCACAACCUACCUGCUCCCGAGCGUGGCCGAAAGAGGAAACACGGCGUGGGCGAGCCGCCUUAUCUUCCGGGGCGGGGCCCAGAGCCGCGACACCUUCCGGGCGCGCCACGGCCGGCCGAGCGCGGUGCACGCCGGGGCUUGUAGUCACCAGCGGCCGCAGCCCCCGCCUACUUCGCCGCCUGGGCCCCCGACCAGGCGCAAGCGGGAGUCCUGGUGUGCGCGGGCCCAGCGGGGCGAAGGAGUGCCGGGUCUUCACAGGGCUCUGGAGAAGGACAAGUGUUCUCUGAGCGGCCUGUCUCGGGUGUCACAGCGCGGCCCACUCCGGGCUGCGGGGUCCGGGCUUCCGUGUAGGCUGCGGGGGUUCCUGCUGGUGCAGAGCAGGAGACUGGCAGGGGAGACGCGCGGACCCACUCGGGGAACGUCGUGGCCCUUGGAGAGGUCGGACGUCGAGGAGAGGAGCCCGGGGAUCCCUGCCAAAAGUGGGGAGGCCAGGUGGUGGGGUCCCAAGGGCGAGGAAGGGGCGGGACUGGGUCACGUGCUGCGGAGACAGAACCCUGUGCGAGAGGCGGCUGGAGGGGCUAGACCCCGAGGCCGGGGGCGGGGAAGAGGUGGUUCGGGAGAGUCCUUGGCUGCGUGGGCACUGCCCAGCACAGGCGGGGCCGUGGAUCGGGAGGCAGCAAGGAGGACCUUAAAACUGACCACACCCGCCUACGGUGACCUGAAUCACCUGGUGUCUGCUACCAUGAGUGGGGUCACCACGUGCCUGCGCUUCCCGGGCCAGCUGAACACCGACCUGCGGAAGCUGGCGGUGAACAUGGUUCCAUUUCCCCGGCUGCACUUCUUCAUGCCCGGCUUUGCCCCGCUGACCAGCCGGGGCAGCCAGCAGUACCGGGCCCUGACCGUGGCUGAGCUCACUCAGCAGCUCUUUGAUGCUAAGAAUAUGAUGGCCGCCUGUGACCCCCGUCAUGGCCGCUACCUAACCGUGGCUGCCAUUUUUAGAGGUCGCAUGUCCAUGAGGGAGGUGGAUGAGCAAAUGUUCAACAUUCAAAAUAAGAACAGCAGCUACUUUGCUGAAUGGCUCCCUCACAACGUGAAAACAGCCGUCUGUGACAUCCCACCCCGGGGGCUAAAAAUGUCGGCCACCUUCAUUGGUAACAACACAGCGAUCCAAGAGCUCUUCAAACGCAUCUCUGAGCAGUUUACAGCUAUGUUCAGGCGCAAGGCCUUCCUGCACUGGUACACGGGCGAGGGCAUGGAUGAGAUGGAGUUCACCGAGGCCGAGAGCAACCUGAAUGACCUGGUGUCAGAAUACCAGCAAUGCCAAGACGCCACAGCUGAGGAGGAGGAGUUUGAGGAGUGUGCGGAGGAGGAGGAGGUAGCCUAG